AACUCAGUCAGCGCGCGGAGCAGGCUCCGGCGGCGGCGGCGGCGCCACAGACGCACACCCCGCCGGGCAGGAGCCGGGGAUCAGCAGAGUAGGACAGAAGACAAAGGGAAGUGCCGCGGUCGGUGAUUCCGAGCCAGCGGCGAACAGCACUCGGAGCCCGGGUCCAUCCCCCCGGCAGACGGCGGACCCAGGCGCCAGGCAUCUCUCUUCAGCCCCGGCCGACCCCGCCCGGCCCUUUCAGGGCGGGAAGAUGCCGCGGGUCGUUCCCGACCAGAGAAGCAAGUUCGAGAACGAGGAGUUCUUCAGGAAACUGAGCCGGGAGUGCGAGAUUAAGUACACGGGGUUCCGAGACAGACCUCACGAAGAGAGACAGGCGAGGUUUCAAAAUGCUUGCCGAGACGGGCGCUCGGAAAUCGCUUUUGUGGCCACAGGAACCAAUCUGUCUCUUCAGUUUUUUCCGGCCAGCUGGCAAGGGGAACAGCGACAAACACCGACCCGAGAGUAUGUCGACUUAGAAAGAGAGGCAGGCAAGGUGUACUUGAAGGCUCCUAUGAUUCUGAAUGGAGUCUGUGUUAUCUGGAAAGGCUGGAUUGAUCUACAGAGGCUGGAUGGUAUGGGCUGCUUGGAAUUUGAUGAAGAACGAGCCCAGCAGGAAGAUGCAUUGGCUCAGCAAGCCUUCGAAGAGGCUCGGAGGCGAACACGUGAAUUUGAGGACAGAGAUCGGUCUCAUCGGGAGGAAAUGGAGGUGAGAGUUUCACAGCUGCUGGCAGUAACUGGCAAGAAGACAGCAAGACCCUAGUCCUGGUUCCAAUUUAGGCAGCGGUGAUGACCUCAAACUUCGUUAAUUAGCAGCAGCAGCAGCUGUGCCAUGGGUCUGCGCAUAGGCAUUGCUUCUUCUUGGCAAGGAUAAUUGAAUAAAAGACCAGAAACUGUGAUAGCUGGGUGUCUGUUUCUUGACCUGGGGCAGUCACAGCCAAUCCAUUUGGAACUGCCAUGGUUUGCACUAUGUUCGUGUUACAAUACCUGCAUUUCUCAUUUUAAGCAUGUAGCCAGUAGUUGAAAUUUUGUUUUUCUAUUCGAGCUUAUUUUUUGUUGGCAUUAUGUUAGUGAAAUGAGAACAUAUCUGAUUGUAAAGUCAUUUGUUCACUCAAUUGUAAUUAAAAAGUUGAUGUCGCUUAAAAGUAGGUCAAGAAAUUGCAGAUUAAGUAGGGUUAUUUUUUUCCUGCUAAUUGCUUUCAUUUUUAUGGACUUCUAGAAAUUUGGUUGUCAUGCUCCUGCUUCAUUUUAGAUAUGCAUUCUUAUAUUUUUUAUCAUUUAUUUUAUGUUUUCUAAAUGCAAAGCAUUUUUAAAAAACUGCUGACAUUUUUGCAUUAUUUACAAGCUAAACCUAGUAGCACAGAACUGUCUGCCUCAACUUUUUAACAUAUUUGUUUACAGCUGUUAAAGUUGCAGUAUCCCUUAAAUGCUAACAAUUGGUUCCAUAUUUUUAAAACAUAAAAUGUUUGUUAAAUCUGAUGUAUGCUGCAUUCUGGCCCAGGGUCUGUUUUAGAUUCUAUUCUGUAGUAAAUGAGUUCAGGUGGUGGCUUACUCCAUAAAUAAUAUUCUGCUGAAACUCAAAAGAAGUCACGGACUGGCUUCUGUUUUAUUCAGGGAUUUUUAAAGUCAUUUAGAAAAAGGAUACUGUAGCUUCUUCAUGUUUGGAUUUAACAGCAUUUUAAACCGGAGACAGUGAUGAAUCAGCUACAAAGGUGAUAUUGUAUUAAACAUCUUGUUUAAGAUAGCUGCUUUGUGUGUAUUUUAUAUUACAUGCUUUUUGUAAAAAAAAAAAAAAAUAUGCUGGAUGAUGAAAGGACAGACAUAUGCAGGAAAUGUUCAUCCUGGGCAUAGGAUGCAUUUUGUUCUAUUACAUGUUCUGCAAAAAAAAAAUCAGUUAUAUAUGUAUAUGGCAUUUCCAACAGGAUUAGGGAGAGAAACCUUUUGGGAUAAAUUUGUGUAAUAAUAUUUUUUUAAAUAGGCCUAUUACCACGUUAUCUUUUUUUAAAACAAAACUGGAAAAAGUGCCAUGUCAGUUGGUACCUCUUUACUGAUAAUUUUCACACCAUUGCAUUAAUUGUUACUACAUUCUUGAUUUUGCAAAAUAUGUAUUUAAUCCUAUUAAAUGAUAAGGGUGAACUACUUGUUUCAAGGGUAAAUGGCCAAUUCCUGGUCGGUUAAGUACAUUUGCUAAAGUGAUUUUUGGUAAUUCCAGUAAUAUUGUGCACACUGUACUUGGUGGGAAAAGGAGUGACUUUUGAUGCAUAGAGAUCUUAGAAGCCAUGGGUGGAUAAUGUACUUAUUGUAUCUCGGGACAGAAUGGCGCCUUGCAUUUUAAAGUCAAGUAUGGUGAGCAGUAUGUUGAUUAAUAAGGCCAUUAAUAAAGACAUGUGAAAAAAGAUCACACUGAUCUUUUCUAAAACUUAAAUACUGGUGAAUAAAUUAUUUUUAACUCGGUGAUUAUUUUGCAUUGAGUGACUCACACACACAUACACAUGCCUUUUCUUGCUUUCCCUAAGGAAAUCACCUUUCUAGCACCCUGAUUUCUUACCAUCUUGGACUCAGGUACAUGUUAUGCCAGACCUGCAUUGAUUCUGGCUUCUGAACCUGUUUUUCAAUGGAAUAGUGUAAGGAUAAUUUAAACAUUUUUCCGUAGCAGUUUCAGCUAGGGGUUUCAAUCCACCAUAGACAGAAAAUGAUGCUAUCAGAUAUUGACAUUGACAUCUUUCUGUAAAUAAAGAAAUUUUUCCUAUCAUCAGUUAGCACUAUGCUGCUUACUAUAGAUCUUAAUGCUGGCAUUAAGAUCAUGAGCCCUUAUUCUCUGCUAGUUAGUGCAGACUUAAAAAAAAUACUUGUUUUUAAGUUAUUGAUGCAAUUUGGUAUUUUAAAUCUCUAUUUAAGCAGAAGUUGCAUCAUCUUUCUUGAAGUCAUCUCCAUUAGAAGUUGCCUUAAGCUACCGGAUUGCUUCU
This is a messenger RNA of Tachyglossus aculeatus (Australian echidna), 3002 nucleotides long. It is a transcript of the gene CBFB, whose product is annotated as core-binding factor subunit beta. Gene Ontology annotation, biological process: regulation of transcription by RNA polymerase II. The coding region runs from base 251 to 799 and encodes 182 amino acids. The record is from RefSeq and is a predicted model, not a curated record. Gene Ontology annotation, molecular function: transcription coactivator activity; sequence-specific DNA binding. Gene Ontology annotation, cellular component: nucleus; core-binding factor complex. Lineage: Eukaryota; Metazoa; Chordata; Mammalia; Monotremata; Tachyglossidae. The transcript is spliced from 6 exons.